This is a messenger RNA of Lottia gigantea (owl limpet), 2172 nucleotides long. RefSeq lists its product as hypothetical. The transcript has a single exon. The record is from RefSeq and is a predicted model, not a curated record. Lineage: Eukaryota; Metazoa; Mollusca; Gastropoda; Lottiidae. Bases 1 to 2172 code for a protein of 723 amino acids.
AUGGCUUUGGCUGAUGUACUGAAGACAACAAUCACUUCUAUCUAUCCGCCAGUAAAUGGGCUACAGGAUCAUGCUUUCCUUCAUCUGAACACCUCCUUCAAACCGAGUCAACCAAUACAUGGCACUGGAGAGAUACUCAUCAUGUGGACCAACACAGCUAUCAACGACAAGGGUUACUGGAAACCUGUGAGCCUCAUACCCAACAUCUAUUCCGUCUGUGAUGAUUUCAAUCCUCAGUUCCACAGCACGUUUGAAAAUUGCCAAGACAGCCCCCUGCCAUCACCUUUCCCCAGUUGUUCUACACAUUCACCAAUGUCUUCUUCUCAUGCAUCAUCAUUGGAACUCCACUUGUCCGUUCCAGACUCCCCAGUUGACGAUAGAAGACGAAAUGAUUUAUUUGACCAGGAUAACAUCCACACACAGCCUAUUAUGAAACUCGAUGUCGUCCCCGAUUUCGAAUCUUUGCCGAAUGGAAAAUUUAUGUCGGCCAAGGAGGUUUUUCUGCGUAUAAAGGAAUGCAGGCGUAUAUUCGAGGAGUGUCCGGCUGGGAAUAAAUCACAUGAAUGGCUCUUAGUGAACAAUAAACUUAAUGUGGUCCGCUAUUCAAAAGAUUUGAAACGCGAGUACUAUGAUGAUUGUGGCAUCUGGAACAGUAAGAACAGUCGUACCCACAUUCAGGAUUAUUCAAGCAUCAAGUGUAUUUUCAAAAGAGGUGACAGCUACUGUACACGACAUGUGAAGUCCGGAAAAACUGUUUAUUUGCCGGUUCAACCGCAGCCAGGCGUCAUUACAAUGCAUCGAUACCAGACAGUUUUGAAGUCUGACGCUUCUUUCAAGAAACACGUCACGUACUUUACAUCGACCGAUGACACCUAUUUAAGUGACAUUGCUCUUUUUGAAUAUGAGGGAAUAUAUAGAGUUAACGAAUCAGAAAAGCUGAGAACAAACCCGAAAACAUUCCAAAACAUCGAAGACGAGAUAAAAGUAAAACCACCGAAAAAUAUAUAUGUUGAUCUAAAUAGGGAAGAUUCUCUCUUGGGUCCAAAAGACACUAAACAAAUUCGAAAUUUGAAAUAUCGAAAAGCUAAAAAAACAGAAGCACCAAGUGCUAAUGUUGCAGAUGAAAUUCUGUGUGUGCUGAAAAUGUUAAACGAACAUCCAUUUGUGCAACAUGUAUCUCAUCAUAAGAACAAAGUGCUACAAAUAUGCUACAUUGAAGAACAGCUCGCGGAUUUAAAAUUUUUCCUGAAGAACAGUGAUUCCUCUAUCAUUGGUGUAGAUAGGACGUUUAAUUUGGGACCUUUCUUUGUUACUUGUCUUGUGUACAAAAACAACAGAGUGUUGAGAAGAGAAACGAAUGACCAUCCCAUAUUUAUUGGACCUAUGCUUUUACACAAGGAUGCUACCGAAGUUUCAAUUGAGGACUUCGAGAUCCGAUUCGACCAAAGUAUCGAGUUUGGAACUGACAACGAGAGAGCGAUGACAAAAGCUAUUGAACAUUCAUUCCCAAAUGCCACGCGACGACUAUGUACAAAACACCUUAAAGAUAAUAUUAAGUUUUAUCUCCAAAAUAAAGGUGUGAAUUCAAAACUUCGGAAACAAAUAAUGGAGCAUAUUUUCGGUGAUUCAGGAUUGGUCAAUGCUGACGAUUCAAUAACGUUUGAGCGACUGUCGAUUGAAGUCAAGUCUUUAUGUGGCAAUUUUGAACAAUUCGUUCAUUACUUUGAGAAAGUUCUCAAAGAAAGGCUAGACACGUACGUGUUCCAACCACAAAGGGCUAGCAAUAUAAAGUCUCCAAAGUUGUGGACAAACAACAAUGCUGAGUCUAUAAAUAGAGUUUUUAAAUUUGCAAUUAAUUGGAAACCUAAAUCGACACCUGAACUUAUAAAGAAACUGUUUGAUUGUGUUGAUUACCAGUUUAUGAACUUAAGAGCCGCUCUUCAUAAUACAGGGGAUUAUAUGCUUACGACAAUUGAGAAAAGAUACUUAGUGUCUGAAAAUUAUUGGAGGGUACAAACAACAGAACAAAAAAGGUCGAUAUUUUUAACGUUUUUAAAUAAUAAGAAAAGAAAAAAUCCCCCUGAAAAUAUCAUUUCGUCAGAUGAAAAGUACCAGGUAUCAACUAAAGCUCGGGAUGUAGCCAAGAAACCUUGCCAGAAAAACGCCCUGUGA